This is a messenger RNA of Symphalangus syndactylus (siamang), 4737 nucleotides long. It is a transcript of the gene SESN2, whose product is annotated as sestrin 2. NCBI's taxonomy places the organism in Eukaryota, Metazoa, Chordata, Mammalia, Primates, Hylobatidae. Gene Ontology annotation, cellular component: nucleus. The record is from RefSeq and is a predicted model, not a curated record. Gene Ontology annotation, molecular function: L-leucine binding; oxidoreductase activity, acting on peroxide as acceptor. Gene Ontology annotation, biological process: positive regulation of macroautophagy; cellular response to leucine starvation; cellular response to L-leucine.
UUUUUUUUUUUUUUUUUUUUUUUUGAGACGGAGUCUUGCUCUGUCCCCCAGGCUGGAGUGCAAUGGCGCGAUCUCAGCUCACUGCAAGCUCCGCCUCCCGGGUUCACGCCAUUCUCCUGCCUCAGCCUCCCAAGUAGCUGGGACUACAGGCGCCCGCCAACACGUCCGGCUAAUUUUUUUGUAUUUUUAGUAGAGACGGGGUUUCACCGUGUUAGCCAGGAUGGUCUCGAUCUCCUGACCUCGUGAUCCGCCCGCCUUGGCCUCCCAAAGUGCUGGGAUUACAGGCUUGAGCCACCGCGCCUGGCCGAACAAACAGUAACUUUAAAAUGGAAACAAAAAAAGCAGCUCUGAAGGAAAACUGUGAAGGAAGAGGCUCCGUUUGAAAUGAAUAGAAAAUGAAUUCAGCUUGGAGGUGCUGAGGUGUUGGUAGAGGCAACUUUCUGGCAAGAGGCGAGUUGAAGGCCAGGAAGUGGAUGAGAUCAGGGAGAGUGGAGGGAAGAGGGAUAAAAACAGAAACUGGGGAAGCACCCACGUUUCAGGAAGUGGGUGGUGAAAGAGGAGUCAGAGAAGGCCAGAGGGAGAGGUGAGCAAAGAUCCAGCAGAACACCUUGCUACAAAGCUUCGAGGAAGGUGGCAGGGGUGGAAGCCAGAACGGGUAACAGAAGGAAGAAAACUUCCAGCAACAGGGAUUGAGGUUCCACACGAAGUUACCAAUGACAUUUCAAGGAAUGAAGGCUUUUCCUGAGGCUCCCCAAAUAAGGUGAAUUCCUUGUGUCUGGCAUCUUUGGAGCUUCCCCGAGGCCAGGGGGAGCAGGGUUGUGCCCUCUGACCUCUAAAUAUCUGGGGUUCAGUUCUAUAAUUAGCAGCACCGGAUAGGACGGGAGCCAAACCUCUCUUAACCCUAGCCAGUCCCUCCAGGAACUGAAAAGAUGAAGAAUUCAUUUAAGAGAUUUCACACUCGGCUGUUUGGCCUAGCCCAGUGAAGUCCCUUUUCAUCACGCAACCCUAAUGACUCUUCGGGCUGUCACUGCCGUCUGGUAUUGCCAGCGAUCUGACUAAACCGUCUUGCAAAAGUUUGCAGCAUUCAGCCGAGGCGGACUACAACUCCCAGAAUUCCGGGUGCUCCCCGGUGCUGAUUGGCGGAGCCAGUGACUCCAGGGGGCGGAGUUUCCCCCGCCUCCCCGGGGGAAUAGGCCUCUGAUUGGCUGGACCGCCGGGCUUUUGUGUCCCCGCCCUCCCCCGGGGACCGCAGCGGGCUGAACUGCUGGUGUCAGAGCCCGGCGAGCGCUGGCAGUUCCGCGGCGGGGAUGCCGAGGGGCGCUGGGUCCGCGAGCAGCCCUGGCCCCUGCGGACUUCCGAGGCCGUGAAAACCCCUGCGCUGCGGCCCUUCCCAGGCCCCCGAGGCCGUUCGCCGUUCCCGAAGCCCGACUGGGGGAAGAGUCCAGCACCAAAGCGGCCGUUCUCGGAUUCCGGAGCGUUCUGGAGCCCCGAGAGACGCCCCGAGGUUCUAGAAGCUCCCCGGCGGCGCCCAGUCCCGGCUUCCUUCGGGCGUCCGUCCGAAAGCCGCUCGGGUGCAAGGGUCGUCGGCAAGCCGCGACCGGGUCCUGGCGCGCACCAUGAUCGUGGCGGACUCCGAGUGCCGCGCAGAGCUCAAGGACUACCUGCGGUUCGCCCCGGGCGGCGUCGGCGACUCGGGCCCCGGAGAGGAGCAGAGGGAGAGCCGGACUCGGCGAGGCCCUCGAGGGCCCAGCGCCUUCAUCCCCGUGGAGGAGGUCCUUCGGGAAGGGGCUGAGAGCCUCGAGCAGCACCUGGGGCUGGAGGCACUGAUGUCCUCUGGGCGAGUGGACAACCUGGCAGUGGUGAUGGGCCUGCACCCUGACUACUUUACCAGCUUCUGGCGCCUGCACUACCUGCUGCUGCACACGGAUGGUCCCUUGGCCAGCUCCUGGCGCCACUACAUUGCCAUCAUGGCUGCCGCCCGCCAUCAGUGUUCUUACCUGGUGGGCUCCCACAUGGCCGAGUUUCUGCAGACUGGUGGUGACCCUGAGUGGCUGCUGGGCCUCCACCGGGCCCCUGAGAAGCUGCGCAAACUCAGCGAGAUCAACAAGUUGCUGGCGCAUCGGCCAUGGCUCAUCACCAAGGAACACAUCCAGGCCUUGCUGAAGACCGGCGAGCACGCCUGGUCCCUGGCUGAGCUCAUUCAGGCUCUGGUCCUGCUCACCCACUGCCACUCGCUCUCCUCCUUCGUGUUUGGCUGUGGCAUCCUCCCUGAGGGGGAUGCAGAUGGCAGCCCUGCCCCCCAGGCACCUACACCCCCCAGUGAGCAGAGCAGCCCCCCGAGCAGGGACCCAUUGAACAACUCUGGGGGCUUUGAGUCUGCCCGCGACGUGGAGGCGCUGAUGGAGCGCAUGCGGCAGCUGCAGGAGAACCUGCUGCGGGAUGAGGGGACGUCCCGGGAGGAGAUGGAGAGCCGCUUUGAGCUGGAGAAGUCGGAGAGCCUGCUGGUGACCCCCUCAGUUGACAUCCUGGAACCCUCUCCACAUCCAGACAUGCUGUGCUUUGUGGAAGACCCUACUUUCGGAUACGAGGACUUCACUCGGAGAGGGGCUCAGGCGCCCCCUACCUUCCGGGCCCAGGAUUAUACCUGGGAAGACCAUGGCUAUUCACUGAUCCAGCGGCUCUACCCUGAGGGUGGGCAGCUGCUAGACGAGAAGUUCCAGGCAGCCUAUAGCCUCACCUACAAUACCAUCGCCAUGCACAGCGGGGUGGACACCUCCGUGCUCCGCAGAGCCAUCUGGAACUAUAUCCACUGCGUCUUUGGCAUCAGAUAUGAUGACUAUGAUUAUGGGGAGGUGAACCAGCUCCUGGAGCGGAACCUCAAGGUCUAUAUCAAGACAGUGGCCUGCUACCCAGAGAAGACCACCCGAAGAAUGUACAACCUCUUCUGGAGGCACUUCCGCCACUCAGAGAAGGUCCACGUGAACUUGCUGCUCCUGGAGGCGCGCAUGCAGGCCGCUCUGCUGUACGCCCUCCGCGCCAUCACCCGCUACAUGACCUGACUCCUGAGCAGGACCUGGGCCCGGUUCAGCUCCCCACAAGGACUUCUCUGUCUGGAGACAGCCCCAGACUCUUUUGUGUCUCGUGCCCACCCUCCCCACGCUGGAGUGGGCUUGUGUGUGAUGUGCAGUCCCAAAGCCACGCCCUCCCUUCUCACUGGAACGGACAGUUCAUUGCACUGACUCUGGGAUCUCAGCCCUGCUUCUGGGAGCUGGAAGAGCACUAGGAGAUCCUAAGGGACCACACCCUUCCUCCUUCCCCUGCCCCCAGAGGCAGAGGGCACAGGAAAGAAGACGGGCCAAGCUCGGACGUAAUGUGCCACAAGUGUUGUGGCUUUCCUGAACUGGGAAGUCCCUGGCUGGCCCCCGAGGGAGAGGGGCAAAUGCCUCUGGGACUGACACUCCAGGCAGCGUUGCCUUCUCUCCCCUGUCAUUCCCAGGUUUCAUUACCUCCUACUUGCCAUUCACCCAUCAAUGUGAAAGUCAGGGUCACAGCUGGUCUGUGUGUCCAGUUCCCUAAAAGCCUAUUCUGUUGGGCAGCCUGAGGCUGUUGCCUGAAUCCUAGUUCAGUUUUUUUACUUCCUUUGCCCUUUUUUCCUUUUCUCCAUGCUUAAUGGUGUGAGGCCUCAGGAGAGAGGCCAAGUACAUAAAAAAAAAAAGCAGAUUAUCUCUAGAGAGUUUGAGCCUUUGCUGGUCACAUUGCCUUCUGAAGAGGAGGGAGUAUUAGAUUAUAAAUCCUCUUUAUUUUGGUCCUUUAUGCUUGAGGUUCCAACCUGGAGCCACGGUGUGUGAGAGGAGGAGGAGAGGGAGAAUUCUGUUCUCCCAGAGCUGCCCCUGCCUCGCAGAGGCCGGCACCCUCCUCUCCUGCCUCCAGUGGCCCUGCCACCGAUGUCUGCCAAAAAGUUGAGCCUUUCUAGAUGGCUUAGGUGGCACCAUGGCUCAGCAGGAGGGGCGGGAGGCACCAGGGUUCUUGUUUGGACCCUGCCCCUGGGCCAUGGCCAGGUGACCAUGGCUACAUUGCCAAACCUCUGACUGCCACAGCUGCAGACUGAGAGGGUGGGUCUGAGUCCCCACAAUGUCUGAAGCUGCCCCUGGGAUUCUCAGGCCAACCUGCCAACAGCAAGCGGAUUUUCUUGCAAGAUCAGGGACCCCACUUCUGCAGCCAGUGUCUCCUGGGUGCCUUCUGAGGACUCUCACCCCCAUCCCAGUAUCUCAUCUGUCCCCUCUCCUGGGGCUUAAGUGGAUUGCUUCGAGGCAGAAGCAGCCAAGGACCGAUUCCAGGCACUUUCUGUAGCAAAUGACUGUGAAUUACGACUUCUCUUGCCCUUCUUCUAGCAGUCUGUGCCUCCUCUCUGACCAGUCUGGAGGACACUGAAGAAAGGCAAGGGCCGUGCUGCUGCUGGGCGGGGCAGGAGAGGAGCCUGGCCAGUGUGCCACAUAAGAUACCCGUGCAGGCGCGGAGAAGCAACCGGCAUCCCACUCAGGCCUGAAAGCCCUCCCUGCAAGAAGGUGUGCAGGAGAGAAGAGGCCCCGGUGUGGGGAUUUGGGUUCUAGAGGGGAUGUGAUGACUGUCCACUGGGUGGGUAGGGAGUGGUAUCCAGUGUUCAAGUGCAGAAAUCUUUGGCUUUGCUACCAGUUCCAUAUGAUGAGAAAUAAACGUUCGCUGAGGUUUUGUUUCAUA